AAGAAAGCAUCAAUUUAUCCUUAGAAUUUAACUCGAUAAAUAAAACUAUCUAUUAGACACAAUUGCAAGUGCAUUUCUAGUACCUUCCGAGAUCUAUAUUCUUGCAAUGGAUAAAUCACAAUAUUUCUCUGCUCAGUAGAAAUGGUGGUCUACGGUCGAAAUCACUCCUCACUUGCCGUGAAUCCUAAUAAAUAAGGAAUCGCAGUCUGGUUUGUUGGGUAUUCCAGGGUAUUAACGGCGGUAGGAAACGUUGGAUAAUUUGCAUAACGGGCGAAUAAAUUAUUCCACGUUCCCAAACUGUCGUUAAUGUCCCUGGCAUACCCAAAAAGCCAGACAGUGAUUCCUCAUAUUUACAUUUAUUAUGUGAAAUAAAAAUAUAAAUAAACAAAAAAAAAAUACUAAUAUAGAUCUGAAAUACACGAGGCAUUCCAUAUUUAUUGUCAUAGUCCCCGCCCACUGACAUCAUACACAAUGACAUGCAUGCAGCCGCGGGAAAAAUUAAAAUGCAUAUUUAUUCAUGCAUUUGACCUUUCACUUGGCGAAAUUUGCAUACAGUUGUAAUUAUUGAAUACAAUGUAACUAACCUCUCAAAGACUUUCAAAGAGUUAUCACACAGAAAACAGUUGGAAAUGUAAAUAUUCACAUAUCAACAUACACUAAAUCCAUAAUUAUAGUAUCGCAGCUCUUUGAUUGGCUCAAAGUAGAUCAUACAGGUAUUAAAAAAAAGAAUAUCCAUUAGAUGUUGCUAAAACGAAAAAAAAAGCAUUAGAACAAUUGUGACAAUAGUGAUGACAUCACAACGAUAGUUGAUAUCGACUCGUGUUUCCAUUAAAAAUCAUACUUCAACUUCUAUGUGUUCAUGUGACCACUGUAAUUUCAUAAUGGAUAUUACGAAACAUUGCCUUGAAUGUGAAUUGCUUAUAAUGGUAGCAUAGAUGCUUUGUAUGUUUUGGGGAAAAUGAUCAAAUAUGAUAAAACAAAUAUAGCCUAUUGAUUCGAUAAAAUACUUCUAUAUAUCAACCUCAGGGUGAAAAAUUCGCACUUUCUGCUCGGUAGAUCUGCUUUCUCUGAGGUUGAUAUAUCUAGGGAUUGAACUUAUCAAAAGGCUCCCUUUGUUAUCAACUGUAUAUUCUUAUGUUUCCGGAUGUUUUAUGUAAGUUGGCUUACUCCUUCACAUUGGAUUUUCCCGGGGCUUACGCACCAGGUGACACCUAUAAUACAUCAUGCUAUGUUGAAGCAUCUGGUAAUCACAGUUUGUCUGAUCUGGAUGUUAAUCUGAGUUUUGGCAAUAUUACUUAUUGUCACAACAGCCAAGUGGUACCGGUGGGUAGAAAUCAUAGUUGUGCCAAAGCUACAGUACAGAACAGGACUACUUAUUAUUUCACGCUUCCAGACCUCAGCAUUGCUGACAGUGGCACAUACUCUUGCAAAAUAACACACAAGACAGAGGGACACAAAUUGACUAUCAGCCAGAAUAUAAUCGUUAUUAACCCGUCGACUAGUAUGACAACUCAAAGUCUGCAAGUGACAACACAAGAUGGCACUGGAGGAUCCACACCAAUUCAUACCCAAGCCUUCUCAACCCUUCUACUUGUGUUGGUAGUUGUAAAAUGUUAUGCUGAUAAAUAAAUAUAAUUUUUUUCAUCAUUCAAGAUGAAAUCUAUAUAACAUGCAAAAUAAAUCAAAAACAUUUGAAGAAUCUGAAAUUAUAUUAGACUGACUGAUGAAUAAGAAAAAUGUUGUUAAUACUGUCAAAAUUUCCAUAAGAGAUUGAAAAACUUUUUUUUAAUUCUACUUUAAGAAAUUCUACUGAUCUGUGUAAACAGUUAAAUGCAAUGAUACACUUGACUGUUUCAAAACACUUGAGUAACCAGGACACAUGUGCCGAAAAUACAGAAAUACAGGGAUUUUUUUUACAUGUGUUUUUUUUUCUUUAGAACAACACGAUUGGAUACUGUGAAUUAAAUCUUAUACCUCAAAUUUUUAGCUGAGAUAUCUCCAUUUAUGAUCCUCAAAAAUGUUUUCAACGUUCCCUUUAUUUUUUGUGAGUAAAUCGUCUUGUGACGAGCUAUUCAUAUAUUGUUGUAAACACUUAAGCCCCUAUGAUAAAUACAAGAAUAUGUAUACUUAUUUCAAACAUAAAAAAUGUUUUUACUUAUUCUUAAACAUGGUAUUUCUGUUUGGAAACGGAAGGAAUGCGCCUUUUUAAACAAAUGUGUAUAGAUGUUUAUGUUUAAAUGUUCAUAACAAUGUAACGUAAUUUGUGAAGUUCAAAGCAUGUUUGUUUAUCUUUGGCUUUUGUAUUGCAUUAAAAUAAAGUAAUCGCAAUAAUAAAUGAUAAACAUGA
This is a messenger RNA of Saccostrea echinata, 2347 nucleotides long. RefSeq lists its product as uncharacterized. NCBI's taxonomy places the organism in Eukaryota, Metazoa, Mollusca, Bivalvia, Ostreida, Ostreidae. The transcript is spliced from 4 exons. Bases 1135 to 1629 code for a protein of 164 amino acids. The record is from RefSeq and is a predicted model, not a curated record.